AUGGCCGAAAUCCCUCAGUACAUGAAAGCGCUUGUCUACGAUGGCAAAACCUCCAAGGUUGAAAGAAUACCCACACCACAAGCAACCCCUGGUACUGCUGUGGUGAGGGUGCUUGCUGCCAAGGUCAAUGCAUAUGCUCGCGAAGUCUACUGGGAAGAAGGAAGCGAUGUUCCCAAUCGCAAAUAUCCAUUUCCGACUCCCUUAGUACCAGGGGGUUCAGCCGUAGCAAGAGUGGCCGCUGUUGGAGCCGACAGUACGAAGCUGCGGCUUGGCGAUCUGGUUUACAUUAACAACACCGUUCGCUCGAGAGAUAACAGAUCCGAUGUGUUCCUCCCUGGUCUAUUGCAAGGCUUUACUGAAGGCUCAAAGAAACUUAUGACCGAGGUCUACCGAAACUGGACGUAUGCACAGUAUUGUCUGGUUCCACUGGAAAAUAUCUGCGUGCUAAAUGAGAAUCGCCUGACGGGCGAUCGAAAGGAUGGUGGCCUAGGAUACAAGAUUGAGGAAUUAUCUUGGGCAGGCACACUCGCAGUGCCGUACGGCGGCUUAACAGACAUCAACCUUACGGCGGGCGAAACGAUCAUUGUGGCUCCAGCGACCGGAUCCUACGGGGGAGCAGCAACAGCGGUGGCACUUGCGAUGGGUGCAAGAGUGAUAGCUUUUGGGAGGAAUUUCGAAGCCCUGGAGAAGCUCAAAGAACAAGUUCCCAAUUCGGAGAGGGUGGAAAUUGUGCCCAUAUCAGGAGAUAUGGCGGCAGACUUGUCUGCUCUGAAGAAGUUUGGUCCAAUCGAUGCAUAUCUCGACAUCGGACCACCAGAGGCGGCGAAAAGUACUCAUAUCAAAUCGUCCAUUCUUGCUACCGGGCAAGGUGCGAAGAUCAGUCUGAUGGGAGGGUACGUUGGGGAUGUUGGGAUCCCACAUCAGAAUAUCAUGGGAAGCAACAAGAAGCUGUUUGGUAAGAUGAUGUACGAGCAAUCCGAUGUCGAGAGGCUGUUCAAAAUGAUUGAGGCUGGCACUCUGAAGAUUGGCCGUGCUGGUGGGUCCGAGAUUGUUGGGAAGCACAAGCUCGAAGAAUGGAGAGAUGCUUGGGAGAAUGCAGCUAAUUAUUCCACGUUCGGGCAACAGGUCGUCGUUACACCUUGA
Zasmidium cellare ATCC 36951 is the source of this 1143-nucleotide messenger RNA. RefSeq lists its product as uncharacterized. Gene Ontology annotation, cellular component: mitochondrion. The transcript is spliced from 2 exons. Lineage: Eukaryota; Fungi; Ascomycota; Dothideomycetes; Mycosphaerellales; Mycosphaerellaceae. Gene Ontology annotation, molecular function: oxidoreductase activity. Bases 1 to 1143 code for a protein of 380 amino acids. The record is from RefSeq and is a predicted model, not a curated record.